This is a messenger RNA of Podarcis muralis (Common wall lizard), 1806 nucleotides long. RefSeq names its product canopy FGF signaling regulator 3 (gene CNPY3). The record is from RefSeq and is a predicted model, not a curated record. Lineage: Eukaryota; Metazoa; Chordata; Lepidosauria; Squamata; Lacertidae.
UGUUAUAGCUACGCUGCGGGAAAGGGAAAGGGGGGAGGUUCCCGGAAGCGCGGUGCGCGCUCUGGAGGGCUGUAGCGGCGUGGCGGCCUCUCGCGGGGGUCUCCUCCUCCCUCCAUGGCUCCCUGGGCUCCCGCCGUCGCGCUCUGGCUCGCCCUGCUGGUAGGCCCGGCGCCUGGGCGCGGAGGGGCCAUUGCCGAAGACAGCGAGUGGGUCAAGCUGCCCAGCAAAUGCGAAGUGUGCAAGUACGUGGCUUUGGAACUGAAAUCCUCCUUCGAUGAAACUGGCAAGACCAAGGAGGUGAUUGACACGAAGUACGGCUUUUUGGAUGGCAAGGGAUCCAAAAUCAAGUACACAAAAUCGGACAUUCGCCUUAUUGAAGUGACAGAAAACAUCUGCAAGAGGCUUUUGGAAUACAACCUGCACAAAGAGAGAACGGGAAGCAACAGAUUUGCAAAGGGUAUGUCUGAGACCUUUGAAACACUGCAUAACUUGGUACACAAAGGAGUGAAGGUGGUGAUGGACAUCCCUUAUGAGCUGUGGAAUGAAACCUCUGCGGAAGUGGCCGAUCUAAAGAAGCAGUGUGAGGUAAUGGUGGAGGAAUUUGAAGAUGUGAUCGAAGACUGGUACCGGAACCAUCAGGAAGAAGACAUUUCCCAGUUUCUCUGUGCAAACCACGUCUUGAAAGGAAAAGACACCAGCUGCCUGACAGAGAAGUGGGCUGGCAAGAAAGGGGACGUGGCAAGUUCAAGGCCGAAGAAGUCUAAGAAGAAGGAGGGCAAAGGCAAGAAGGCUUCAAAAAGCAAAAAGAGUGGCAAGGACAAAGCAGGGCAAGAAGGGGAGGGUGAGAAACCGAGUGUCCAAGAGGUCCCUGACCAAUCAGAGGAGCAGGAUGAAGCAAAGGAUGCUGGGAAGGAGGCUCCGCUCUCACACAGGCCGGACGAACUGUAGGCUAGGUGCCAGCCACCCAUGCUUUUCCUCGCGUGGACUCGCAAGCUUGUAUUCAGGCCACUGAGAAUUGCUUUCGCCCACCCGAGUUGCAAGAUGGAGAUUUCUCAGCUUCCUCGAGGGGGAAGUGCCAGGCUGUUCCUGACAGGCAAGGACCGUGGCCUUUCGAACUUUAGCCACCCAGUGUUAUGGUGUCUCAUCGCAGGUGCAGGGUGGGCCGAACCCAGCUAGCCCCUUGCCUGCUUAGAGGAGCAAGCCAGGCAGAAGGAGGGCCUGAAGGACUGGCUCCCUAAGUCUGCGUGGCUGGUGUUCAAAAACUGAGCCCGCUGCUUUCAUCAAUUGACCUCCACGAGCUUUGAUCUGCUAAACGCAACUGGGGGGGCGGGUGGAAGGUAAGGAGAAAGUUGUAAGAGAUCCAGGUUGGGUUGCAAGGCAGCUUGCCUCUCCAGCCCAUUUGACUGAAGCCAUGAUAACCUCUCUAUAGCCAGCGUAGCAGGCUCUCAACUUGGUACAUUCCCUAAGUCGAUUUUUUGGAAAGUCCUUCUUUUCAUCAUGCAGAUCACUGCGUUUGCUUGGAGGGAAAUGAGGGCGAAGGUACUAUUCGUGUAAGGGCACUGUGCUUCUGUUGCGAUAUCUUUUUGUUGUUUUGUUUUGUUUUUGAAUUACUCCUCACCUUAGUGGAUCAUUUCCUGCAGUUGCUCCAGUCAGGAGAGAACUUGCAGGUUGAUGACGUCUUUCUCUUGCCUCUCCUCCCCUCCCUUAAAAACCUGUGCUUUCUGUUGCUGCGAUGAACAUUCUUCCUGUUUCCUGAAGUCCUGCAAAGAGUGAAAAUAAAAGAGUUUUUGAGUAAUUUGUGCUCCA